AUGGUGGAACACGCACUCGUUGAUUGCUCCCAGGCGAGCGCCAUGCAAACCCUGCCGCCUCAGCCACACCGAGAGGAUGAGGAUCAACUCGCCGAUGAGUACGUCCAAAAUUUUGAACUCGACCAUCUCGAAGACCACCAUGUCGUAAAACGCGAGCCUCUGCGCACCGGAUGGAAUGAGCUCGUUGAAGCCCCCCCAGCCUGCGCUCGCGCGUGCCGACCCUGGCCUGACGCGGGACCGUACCCGCAGCCGCAUGUAGCGAUUGCCGUAGACCCCAGCACACCUCCUGAAACACCACCGGCCCCCAUCGGGAGAAGCCCUUGUCGCGCCGCUCUCGUUGAUGAUGUGUUAUGGCUGCCACAUAUGAGAGAACCACUUGAUAUGCGCACUGUACCAUGUGGAAAUUUUGAGGAAUGGGAUCGGCGAGAGUGGAGAGAGCAGGAUCAUCAUGUUCAGCAGGUGGCAUUGAGACCGGCUAGUUCCUGCUCCGCACUUUCUCCGCGCACAAGCCAACACCAGGGUUAUCAGCCUACUUCUUGUGGCGAGGAUCUUAUAAGCGACGACCUACUUAUGACACUAAGCGUUCGCGAGCUCAAUAAGCGCCUGCACGGGUUUCCACGAGAGGAUGUGACACGGCUCAAACAAAAGCGGCGCACGCUUAAGAACCGCGGAUACGCACAAAAUUGCCGCACCAAGAGACUCCAGCACCGGCAGGAACUGGAGCUAACCAACAGGUCAUUGCAAGAUGAGCUUCACCUGCUGCAGCUACAGUUGGCACGCGUCACGCACGAACGCGAUGUGCUGAAGCAGAGGUUGGCGCUGGUGGGCCGCGAGCACGCUGUGCCCCAGCACGCGCCACCUACUCCGCACUCCUCGCCAGAGUUCUUCUCGGAGCUG
Messenger RNA from Iphiclides podalirius (scarce swallowtail), 897 nucleotides. The record is from the annotation of a GenBank genome assembly. NCBI's taxonomy places the organism in Eukaryota, Metazoa, Arthropoda, Insecta, Lepidoptera, Papilionidae.